Messenger RNA from Onthophagus taurus, 1284 nucleotides. RefSeq names its product lipopolysaccharide-induced tumor necrosis factor-alpha factor homolog. Gene Ontology annotation, molecular function: zinc ion binding. NCBI's taxonomy places the organism in Eukaryota, Metazoa, Arthropoda, Insecta, Coleoptera, Scarabaeidae. The record is from RefSeq and is a predicted model, not a curated record.
AAUUAGAAAUUUAGAAUCGAUAGUUUUUUUUCUUAACAUUUUUAUUCAUCCUACAAAGUAAAGUUAUAACUCGUUUCCCCACUGCUUGUUUUUUUUACAUCACACUGUUGCUGAGAAAUCCUAAAAUCGAGUACACGUGGCAUAUACCACAAAGUUAUUCCAAAAACUUUUUCAUUUUACCCUUGAACUUGAGCCAUAAAAUGUAACAAAUUUUUUGUAGCAUUCGUAUUUUUGGCCGGAUUAAAUAAAUUAAAAAAUAACACAAUCAUUUAAAGUUUUUAAAGCCAAGGUUAGCAACUAUUUAAAAUCUCCAUGACGUACGCUUUGUGUAUUUACACUUCGAUCAAUACGGAACAAAAAAACUGUUUAAAGCAUUAACAAAACGUAUUCAUUUCGUUGGUGUACAGCAGAUGUUAAAACCUGUUAAAUGUUAUCUUCGUAGUGAUAAGGAUAAUAAGUGAUAAGCGACACUGGCAGACGCGGUAUUCACAUUGUUGUAAAGGAAUUCGUGACAAAAAGUUGUUUUAGUGUCCUUGUUGGGUGAUAUUGAAACAUUAAGGUUUUAAAAUCGAGAUAAAAAUGGAGGGCAUACCAGCGAAAGGCGAUGAGGGUUUCCAAAGAGUUCCUCCACCACCAUAUACAGCAAAACCUGAAGAUCCACUACCAAAUAUACAUUAUCCACAACAACCUCCUCCACCUGGUUUUGUGCCCCCAAAUGAUGGUCCUUCAUCUGCAAGUGUAACAGUUGUUCAAGCACUGCAACUUGACAGCACAAGUCAGAUGGUUCAUUGUGCCCAUUGCGGAGUCACAAGUAUGACCACUGUACAAGCUAAACCAAAUACUAUGACUCAUACUAUGGCGUUAGUAAUGUGCUGUUUUGUAUGCUGGCCCUGUGCAUGGAUUCCCUACGCAUGCGAUUCAUGUCAAAGUAUUCAUCAUUAUUGCUCCAAUUGCAAUGCAUACAUAGGAGAAUAUCGUGGAUAAAUUAAUAGAAUAAAUUAAUCAAGAACGAAAAUGAGAUUAAAUAUAGAUAUAUGUAAAAGUAUAUUUAAUAAAAGUUGCACUAAUUAUUGUAAUAUGGUGAUAAAUAGGAGUAUACUAUUAUUAAAAGUAAACAAAAGUAAAUAUAUGAACAUAUUUUAAAGUGAUAAGAAAUAAAUAAUUUAAAAUAUACUGUACGUCAAGGUUUAUGAGAAUGUAUUUUAAACGUUUGUGAUCCAUAAGAAAGAUUUUUCAUAUACUAUGUAAGAAAGAAAUAUAAUCAAAUAAAGAAACAUAAUUUUA